Molecule: messenger RNA, 3620 nt
Organism: Limulus polyphemus (Atlantic horseshoe crab)
Lineage: Eukaryota; Metazoa; Arthropoda; Merostomata; Xiphosura; Limulidae
Product: RNA demethylase ALKBH5-like
Exons: 4
Coding region: 7-1143 (378 amino acids)
Biological process (GO): mRNA processing; mRNA export from nucleus
Cellular component (GO): nucleus
Molecular function (GO): oxidative RNA demethylase activity
Source: RefSeq, a predicted model, not a curated record
UCUUACAUGGAUGAUAUGGAGGCAGGCUAUUUUGAUCUUCGACAAAAAUUACAGUCACAAAAUAAGUCGAAGAUACACCAGCAAUUAUGCGAUACAGAACCUGGGAGAGCACACCAAAUAGAGGAAAGAAACGGAAGAAGAUUUUAUACAAGAGAUUCUCCAAACUAUCAAGAAAUUCUUCGAAAACUACAUGAAGGAAUUCAACAGAGGCGACUAUUUUCAGACGAAGAAUGCGAAAGGAUUGAGAGUAAAAUAGACGAAGUUGUUUUAUCUGGUGGCAGGGGCGAAUACAAGCAGUACACAGUCGAUCGUUCACCCCUCAGAAAUAAAUAUUUUUUUGGAGAAGGCUACACUUAUGGUUCACAAUUGCUUAAAAAAGGCCGAGGGAUGGAAAAAUUGUAUCCGCAUGGAGAAGUAGAUAAUAUCCCUAACUGGAUCCAAAAUCUGGUUAUCAAGCCCAUUGUGGAAGCCAACAUCGUACCCGAAGGAUUCAUUAAUAGUGCUGCUAUCAAUGACUACCAGCCGGGAGGAUGCAUUGUCUCUCAUAUAGAUCCUGCCCACAUUUUUGAUCGACCAAUCAUAUCCGUGUCUUUUAUGAGUGACUGUGCACUAAGUUUUGGAUGCAAAUUUAGCUUCAAGCCGAUACGAGUCACAGAACCCUUACUUAUUCUUCCCAUGGUUAGAGGCUGUGUAACUGUUUUGAGUGGGUUUGCUGCAGACAGUAUUACACAUUGCGUUCGACCCCAAGACGUAAAGAAACGUCGAGCGGUAAUCAUUUUAAGGAGAGUUCUACCCGACGCUCCUCGUCUAAGCCCUGCUGAACUAACACUGAUCUCCGAGCCAAAAGCAAACAGUCAAGACAGGAGUAAUCCCAAAGAACGUUCUGUGAAACAUGAUGAGCCAAAAGUCUCCAAAAGUGCCUCAACAACAGAAUCGUUAGACAAAAGGGUUCGUUAUGGAAGCAAACGAAGAACAAACGAUCAACAUGAAGGUCGGCAUGUUGAAGAUCUUGGAGACGAAGAUUUUGAACCUUUUCAUAAGAAAAGGAAGCAUGAACUAGAUUUGUCUGAAGUUGGUUCUGAAAGUUUCUCAGUCUCUUCUCGUGUUGUCAUACCAAGAAAAGGUAACUUUAAGCAUUCGUGACGGAAGUUAUGUCCCGGUGUGUACAGUGGAAAUUCUCUUUUAUGGAUAAUUAUGGCUUGUUUAUAUUGCUUCAAAUUAAUACCUUGAUAUUCGGGUACAGGUAGGCCAAUUGUUAGAUAAAACCAUCUAAUGCUGUCAUAUUUUAACCCUAUAGUGGCAGUUCUACCGAUACGAGUAAGGUCUUUUUUUUUUUUUUUUUGAAGAAUAGCCUUCUUCGUAUUCUAAAGUUUGAUCAUUUCCAAGAUCGUUGAUUUGCUAGAUUAAGAUUUCAGAUUCAAAGAUGUUUAUUCAAGAUGUUUUCUCAAAUUAUAAACUCCUAUAAAAUGGGAUUUCCACUGCAUUAAGAAAAAAAAACAUGUAUAUGUAACAUAAGAAGUUGUAUUGACGAUCAGAGUUGGUAGGGAUUCUUGUCAGAUAUAGCUGGUAAUGCUCCAUUAGCGUUGUUUAUUAUUAUAAUUUCUACACAAUUGUUUGAUCAUUGUACGUGCCUAUUUUCAUCUGAUGUGUAAACAGAAGGUAAAAAUAUCUACAUUACUUACUUUUAAAAACAAGAAAUCGUAUGCUUCUGAUCGUCAACAAACGUACUGGUCUGUAGCCAUAAUUUUUCUGUGGAUCGUGUCUUGGCCAUACUAGACAGUCUGCCGUGUUCUGUUUGAAGUUUCGGUAUGAUGAGGCGAAACGCACUCUUGGUGUAAAGAUGAGAGAUAUUUGUUUCUCACUGUACAAAAACAAACUAUAUUUAUCUGUAAGUUUUGGCUUGGAACCAGCUAGAUAAAAGUUUUUAUAUAGUUAGGUAUGGUACAGUUGUAUGUGUGACGUUUUACUGACUGAGAAAUGAAGCUGUUCUAAUUCUACUUCACAUAUUCAUCCAUUUUCAGUUAGCAUCUGAACUCCUUCCAAUUUCGACAUAUCAGGUCAAAAGUCUUUUCAGAUAUGUUAAAGAACUUGAACAUGUAAAAUGUUUUUUUUAUUUGUGAUAUUAUUACAGUUUUAAUGUGUAACUACCGUGUCAAGUUGGUUUUCUUUACUUCUAAGAUCACGUGACAGAUGGUGUUGAUGUUUUAGCGACAGUAACCAAACAGUGCCGUUUCGUCUAAAGUUGCCGUGAAUACUUUUAUCUGGCGACAUUCUUAUCGUGGUGUCUUUUCUUUCACAAAAUUACCUUUCAUUUUCUCCAGUUAUAGUUUGAACUUAAGCUAUACGUACCUUUUAAUGAAACGGACUUGUUUUGUUUUUCGUAAUCAUAAGUAACCAGACCUUUACGUACGACACAUUUUGUCGUCCAUUCUUAAUAGAACUUUGAAGAAAGUCUAAAUCUUUUACUCUUUCUGAUUACAAAGUACAGAAAUAAAAACAACAACAUUAUAUAUAUAAGUAUCCCAUUUCAACAACAUUCUGAUGAGCAAAGCUCCAGUUUGUGGAGAAAUUUGACACUGAAAUUUCUUGUGGCUUUCUGUGUUUUCUAAAAUAUUAUGCCUGACAACGAAUAUCAAAGGUUCAUCACUUUAAAAAUGGUUUACCAGUCUUUUGUGACUUAUGAAUAUUAACAAAUAGUGUGAUACAGAGUAAGUGUAAUCUGAUAAAUACUACGUCAGCGGGAAAAAUAUAUAAAGUAAAUCACCAGAUUAGUUUAUUCAUAAAGAUAAAUCGUGAUCUUUAAGAACCCUACAAGUGAGCAUGACGAGCUGUUCCUGACAAGAAAUAACGAAUAUUCGUCGUAUUAACUGGCUGUGUAUGAUAGUAGAAUUAUGUAGACAGAGUUUUUGUAAAAGUUUUAUUUAUAAAGAUUAUAUAAAUCCAUCAGAUGGAUCGGUAGCCAUUUUGUAACAGUCAUUAUAAGCUCUCUUCACACUUCCACACAAAAAAACUGGGGGAGAUUUGGUGUGUAGGGUAUCAGCGGAAACCUAGUUUGUCGAUGCCUAUUGUGAUAGACGAUACUUCCUGUUUAUCUUUAAGUUGUUGUGAAGUGUUUUAUAAAUAAUGUUGUUCGGCAUAUUCUCUUGUCACAGUAAUUUUUCAUCAUCACACGAGUACGUACAAAGAACAAGCAUUAUGCAACUUGGACGCUUCUGUUUACUGUAAAAGGCUUUGUUCUGUUUUAAACUUAUCAAAUGUUGUUAACUAUAGUCAUUAAUGAUAGAAAAAUACAUUGUAAAUAUACUUGUAGGCUGUUAAGAUUUUUAAAAGUGGGAUGUUCUAAGAAUUCUUUGUAAAAAGUGAAACAAAAAAAUUUAACAAUAACAAUUUCAUAUUUACAUUUAUAUGCCUUUUCUAUCUUAUUGAAAACAAAAAAAACUUCAGAAUUUUGUUAUAAGUUUGUGAUGUAAUUGUUGAAAACCUCAGAAUCCAAUUCUCCCCCUCCCAGAUUGUGAUAUACAGCUGUUAAUUGUAUGAUUUGUGUUUUAUAUUCUAGCCUAAUUUUGUCGUAUUAUGUAGCUUGAACAAAAAUUAAACAUGAUUUAUUUAAGUGAUGGUUA